UGGAGAAAUUACUCAUUACCUAGCAUGAAUCCCUAAUCUUAUCCAUAACAGUCAUGUGAAUUGAUCUAAUUAAAAUGUACAGUUUAACUCGGGUCGGAUUGUGUAUUGUUUUUGCCUAUUUUGGAAGUUAUACCAUCACUUCAGCGCAUGGAUGGCGCCGGCGUUGGAAGCCAAACGAGAACCAGAUGUGCCCGUCCGAGGACACCGUGACGCACGAGUGUUUUGAGCUGACCACGCAGGACCGCACGUGCCUUGUAUCCGUGGUAGAGGGGUGUGAUCCUGGCAUUCUGGACUUUUGUGUGUUGCAGGUGAGAUGGGAGAGCGUGCCAUGCCUCAUGUACACGUGCAGUCUCCUUGGUUGUUGCGCGGGGUACUCACCCAACUUGUUGGGCAACUGUGUGGAAGACGGAACGGAGGGUUUGCUGUGUGAGAAUGGCGGAAAAUGGAACGGGACGAAGUGUGAAUGUCCAGGCAGAUUUUCCGGACGGCGCUGUGAAAUACCGGAAUGCGAGGGUCAUUGCGAGAACGGGGGCUCGUGUGGCCUGGUGAACGACGAGGCUGUGUGUAUCUGCAGUUCAAGCCGUUUCUAUGGCGACCACUGUGAUAUAGUGAAGUGUGGUGCUGGCUGUGAGAACGGCGGAGAGUGUGUACAUGACGGUGUCCUCGCCACGUGCAGGUGCCAGGCCGGUUUCCAGGGGGACAGAUGCCAGUACUCUGUCAAUCCCCGUUGCCCACCUCUUACCCGACAUUCUGACAAGACCUGUGACCCCAAUAAAAGCAUGUGUACCAACGAUACCGACUGCAUGACUUCCGGUGACGUUUGUUGUUUUGACGGCUGCAUCGGCGUGUGUCGCCCACCCGAUGUGCCAAGCUGCAGUCAUAACGACAAGGUGUACCCAGCCGGAGACGUGUUUACACCUUCAGCUUGUGAGAGGUGCGUGUGUCAGAUGUCGGGCGCGGUGAAGUGCACAAAAAUGGAAUGCAGGAAUAUGUGCACGGGCGGGGUAGAACCCGUCCUGGUGGAGGACCACUGCUGUAAGAUCUGCCCGGGAAACGAUUCCAGUGAAACUGAAUCCUCUAUGUUGUCCCCAGCACCGAAGUUCAUCAACUGUCCGGAGCGAUUCAUUCCCGUGGACACGCCAGCCAGUGGGAAGGUUGCAACUAUGGUCGACCUUGGACUGACCGCCGUUGACGCCGACGGAAACAGAUUAGACGUUAUGUACAGCGACAGACAUUUCCUGCACAGCGGCACGUCUGACGUGAGACAAAACGUACACAUCGUGACGGCGUUCUCUCAUUGCGACCCUCUCGGGCGCCGCGCCAUGUGCCACUUCAAGGUCAUCGUCAGAGAUCCCCAUCCACCCGUAUUCACUUCCUGUCCCGCCGAAAUAUACGCCCUGAAUACAGAAAUGAUCACCUGGCAAGAUCCCGACGUCACGGACAAUGUCGGAAUUGCCCGAACUGUUUCGGACGGUAGCGAGAUUCGGGACCAGGUUUUGGGUGUUGGGGCUUAUCCCGUAAGCUACAUAGUCUGGGAUUACGACGAGAACCAGGCUAUAUGCGCCUUCCUGGUCAGAGUAUUUGAUGAAAACAUGGGCUCAAACGAAAUGCCUUCACAAUUGACGAAAAGACUUGAUGAAGGGCUUCGUCUAUCAACUACCACAAUACUGGGAUCAGCUAUCGGUCUGUUGUUGGCCGUGUCCUUCUGCGUCUGCUUCCUUGUACGCAUGCGCAAAAUGAGAGCACAACUCGCUUCCGAUGAAAGCAGAACUAAUACCACGGAGUUCUCCAAUUCUAUAUACGCGAUAUGCUCGCCGAAUGGCCAACACACGUACGCUAAUGAGUCCAAGAUCCCCAACCUACCGGACUAUUCCCCGCCCCUCAACCCACCCUCAUAUGACCAGAUUGACCAGUACGAUGAACUGGGGGCGUUGCCCGUUGAAGACCCGCCCAUUUACGAGGAGAUUCCCAGUAAAUCAGCACAGGAGCCUUUCUAUGAGAACAUUGACGACACAGGUCACAAUAACGAAGCAUUCUCCCAUACGGAUUUGAAAGUUGAGUACAGGAAAAUAUGAAAUUUUGAAGAAUAAAGUGUUUUAUUGUGUUCGUGAUUCAGUGAGUCGAGUUUCAUGAUCAUUGUCACCAUUCAGCUUUUGUUUAGACAACACUAUGCUACUAGCUUAGUGAUUUGCAGCAGCAGUUUUUCAUUUACAAGAAACAUUACAUAACCAUACUGUGGCAACUAUAGAAACAUGUCAAGCAGCUUUACCAUUACAAUAACAGUUGUACAGGCCUGUGCCUGUGACAGCAGCCAAACAAUUAUCAUGUCAUUUGUUAAUUCAGCGCCAUUAAUUGACAUUUUAUGUAGUUCUUACUCAAGAUGCCUGUAUCCACACCUUACUGGCCCAAUACCACAGUUAUCUGCCACUCGAAUGUUACUAGACACUGAAUAGUCUACAUGUAUGGAAUAUUAGAAACGUUUCUAACUGAAUGAAAUGCUGCUAGUAAUAUUCCUAUAUAAGAGGCUUAAAAACAUAUUUUUACAGGAAGAAUGAAGAGAUUUAAUGAAUUUCCUGAAAUGUGGAUGUUCAAACCAUAUUGACAGGCAACCACCAAAUGCGGACUAGUGCAGGGGGUUGUUUCUUGCAACCAAAAGUCUACAUGUGGAUGGACGGUCAACAUGGUGUUUACUUAACAUUUAUUUUGUUUGUCUGGAGACAUUUACCAGGGCAUGUGCUUUAUUUAUUUAUCCAGUAUGUCCUAAUUAUUGUUUAGAGGAACAUAUUCAGCAUAUGAGACCGUGGUUAAAUAACUGUGGUAUAAAGCCCAAGUAUUGCUCAAGGUUUAACUGGGUAAUAUUCCGAAUAUCGGAGACUGGGACUGUUCGUGCCUUGCAGUUUAAUGUGUUUCAAAACUAUAGACAUAUUCAUGUUUGAUAUAUGAUUCUCCGCAUCAGUCAGUUCAUGUGGACAUUCAGUGAAGUGUUCUCCCGACAUUUUCACCAAACAUGUUAACAGUGUGAAUAUCACAAGACCUCAUAAACUCACGUAUAUCAUGACCCAUUUUAUUUUAAUAUAAUGUGUCGUACCGCUGUAGUCUAUACCACUUGUUUAGUCAUGUUCCUUGUUUUCCCCCAUUAUUUAUCCAUUUUCAGUAAUUCGUCCAAAAUUUUAACAGUAAUUGUUAUUUAAAUUAUAAUGUGCCUUUCCUAGAUUAACCAUACCUAUGCAUUUGAAUAAAAAUGGCGUGUUAAGUUUUAACCAGGGCAUUUGGAAAAGUAGUGAACUCCCAACACUGUUAAGAAUUCUUGCCUUCAUGUUGCUAUUAUAUGUUUGAUCAUUUUUAAAAUAAAUAUUG
Molecule: messenger RNA, 3357 nt
Organism: Mya arenaria
Lineage: Eukaryota; Metazoa; Mollusca; Bivalvia; Myida; Myidae
Exons: 14
Coding region: 75-2075 (666 amino acids)
Cellular component (GO): extracellular region
Molecular function (GO): peptidase inhibitor activity; protein binding
Source: RefSeq, a predicted model, not a curated record